Molecule: messenger RNA, 1617 nt
Organism: Micropterus salmoides (largemouth bass)
Lineage: Eukaryota; Metazoa; Chordata; Actinopteri; Centrarchiformes; Centrarchidae
Product: platelet-derived growth factor receptor-like protein
Exons: 8
Coding region: 208-1392 (394 amino acids)
Source: RefSeq, a predicted model, not a curated record
CUCUGCUAGCACACUUCCAGUCCAGCAGCUAAGCAAACAGGCUGUGCGAUUCCACGCGGAGGACCCUCUGUUUCUGGACCCUCAUUGGUUCAGACAGGCUUGAAAGCCUCCGUUGAGCCAGUCAGGAGGAAUUUGGGUACGUUCUCUAUGUUGAACUGCAGAAACUAACAGUCCACAGACCACUUUGAUAACCCACUGUGAUCAAUCAUGCCUUUGGUGAACUUGUUUGGGUCAAAGGGAAGGCUGUUGCUGAGCGCUCUCCUUAUUUGUGCCAUAAUCUUCGAGUUAGCUUAUUGUCAAAAAGACUCCCACGAACAGAAGACCACUCCAGGGAGGAGGUCGAAGCCAAGCAAACCCAGACUUGGGAAAUCAACAAAUAAAGGGCCCAGAGCAGUAACAGCCAAACCCAAAAUCAAAGCUAAACAAGCAGCCCCAGCACAGAACUUCCUCACACAGGUGCUAAACCGAGGGAAGUUCAAGAAAGUGGGAGAAACUAUAAGUGUGCAGACAGGAGACACUCUGGAGUUGAGGUGCAGGGGUAAACCUGUGCAAUGGAGUGUCCCCUCGUACCUGGAGGAGGAUGAUGAUGGAAGGCUCAGGAUUGUCCAACACGAGCGAUAUGGCGUUCUGACAUUAGUCAACACUACCGGUGCAGACACAGGGGAGUACACCUGUUAUCCUAUGUACUGUGAAGACACAGACUGCAGGAAGGAGUAUGACAAAGCUAUCAAAGUCUUUGUCUUCUUUCCCGAUCCACAAGAACUAUUUGUUCCAUCGUCUGACUACUACGAGGUGAUUCAGCUGAGAACCAACUGGCCAACGCUCCUCCCCUGCCAGGUGACGUCACCCGAGGCCAAAGUAACCCUGCACCGCGAGUUUCCACAAAGGGAGGUGGCGGUGGACGGGACAGAAAUCUCCUUUAAUGUCAGGAAGGGCUUCACCAUUCAUCGACCCCGGCCUUAUCAUGCUGGAGAGUUGUACUGUGAAGCCAAUCUGGGCAACCUGAGGCAGAGCUCCACCAAGUACAUGCUCAUCUACGUGAAGUACCCCAUGGCUCCUCCUGCUCCAGUGAUCCAGGCCUCGUCAAGCUCGGUGGCAGUGGGGGAGAAUCUGCGUGUCAGCUGCUCCGUGUUGGGAGAACAGGACGUGGUUGUAGAGUUCACCUGGGAGUACCCAGGACAGCAGAUUGGGAGGCCUCUAUACACACAAGAGAGCAUCAGUCCAGUCAGUGGAGGAGCGGCUCGACAGCAGUCUCAGUCCAUCCUCCUGGUGGACGAGGUGAGAGAUGUGGACCAGGGAACAUACACCUGCACUGCCCAGAACCUGCAAGGGGGCACAUCAGUGUCCACCAACGUGAAAGUGGUCCCCAAAGCCAAACCUAAGAAACCAUAAACCAUCAAAACUGGAUGAUAUCACUGAGACAAGACAGAGAGAGAAAGAGAGGGUGGUGGAAGCCUUCACUAUUUUAUCAGUCACAUAUGAAUACAUAAUUACAAGAAAAUGAUUAAUGUAUGUAAAUUGUUGUGCUUCAAGCUUGCAUACUAAAAGUUUUGUAUACACACAUUGUUUCUUUGUCUUUUUCUACUUAUUUUUUUAUUGUGCAUGACCCUGCCAAAG